AUGCUGAUUUGGUCUGCACUUCUAGCUGCCGCUCUCGUCAGUGGUAUCAGCGUCGAUGAAACUGACGACAGCAUCGUCGUUGAUGUCGGGGGCGAUGACGGGUUUAUUGUGACCAUCGACAGUAGCGGCUCAAUCUCCUCGCUCCAGUAUCGUGAUGCAGAGUACCAAUACUCAGGGACACUCAGCCAUAUUGCGUCCGGCCUAGGGAGUGAGGCCUCCGUGUCGUAUACUGCGCAAGGGGACUAUGUCAUCGUCUCAGCCACCAUUGACAGCGACAGCUUCGAUCUCACCCACUACUAUGUCUUUGAGGACCAGCGCAGCGCUAUCUACAUGGGCACAAAUGCCGUGUCUGAGCCUUCUGUAGGCGAACUGCGCUACAUCGCUCGCCUGGUUGAUCUCCCGGAGGCGUACAAGGAGGGUGAGGUGUCUGACAUCACUGGUGGGGAGAUUAUCGAGGGCAGCGAUGUGUUCCUCGUCGAUGGUGAGACUAGAAGCAAGUUCUACUCGUCUCAGCGCUUCAUCGACGACGAUGUCUACUGCGCAUACAGGUCCGACAGCUCCGUACACGCGUGCUUCCUCUCCGACACCCGGUCUCGCGAAAAGUCUUCUGGCGGUCCCUUCUCCAGGGACAUCGACCUGAAUCUGGGCAGCGACUACCACUCCGUCACCUUUUACAUGAACUCCGGCCACGUACAGACAGAAUCCUAUCGGACAGGCUUCUUCGGGCCGUAUAUUCUCUCCUUUACCGGUUCCUUGAUUCCUUCCUGGGAUGACUUUGACGUCUCAUUCUUCGACGGCCUCGACCUUGACGGCUAUAUCGGUUCCUCAGAGCGCGGCUACAUCACCGGUUCGGUCGACGGGACAUCCUCUUCGCACCCGGCGAUUGUGCAUUGGUACAAUGACGACUACCAGUCCUGGGCCAACGCCUCGGAUGGUUCCUUUACCUCCCCCGCGCUCAUCCAAGGCUCGUAUACAAUGGCCCUCUACCAAGACGAGCUCCUCGCCGCCACGACCACCGUCUCCAUCACAGCAGGGGCAACAGCGACAGCGUCCCUCAGCGCAACAAACGAAAUCAUCACCGGAGCCCGAACAACAAUCUUCCAGAUCGGCGAAUACGACGGAACCCCCUCGGGCCUCCGCAAUGCCGCAAACCAACUCCGCAUGCACCCGUCCGACGACCGCAUGGACGACUGGAACCCGACGCCGUUUGUCGUGGGCGAGUCGGACGAUUCCGACUUCCCCAUGGCCAUCUUCGCGGACGUAAACAAUAAUUUCGAAAUCCAAUUCUCGCUCCACGAGAUUCCCGAUACCGAGCAAGUGACCUUCCGCAUCGCGACGACGCUUGCCUUUUCCGGGGGGCGGCCACAGGUUACGCUUAAUCAGGCGGAGAGUGAUGUGCCUUCGGCGCCGAGCAAAAUUGAUUCGAGGGGGGUCACGAGGGGUGCGUAUAGGGGGUAUGGAGAGGUGUAUACGUACUCGUUUGGUGUGGAUGAGCUGAUUACUGGGGACAAUUCGAUCUAUAUCUCCGUGGUGUCGGGGAAUGACGGGGAGGAGUUUUUGAGUCCGAAUUUUAUUGUUGACGCUGUUGAGCUCUAUUACUGA
This is a messenger RNA of Aspergillus calidoustus, 1602 nucleotides long. The record is from the annotation of a GenBank genome assembly. NCBI's taxonomy places the organism in Eukaryota, Fungi, Ascomycota, Eurotiomycetes, Eurotiales, Aspergillaceae.